CGUACCAAGCAGCUGUAGACACAGGAGGGACGCGUACACACCAAGCGCUGGCUAGUCCUGUGUCAAACUACAACACGCCGGAGAACUCCACGUCACAUGGUUCUACUUUCCCGCCACAGUGACGUAUGAAUCCGCCCAGGAACUGCUUCCAGUGUAUCCUGUGCUGCACACAUGUGAUCCUGACACAUUGUGACACCAUUGCAAGCUUUUUCCCAAGGCUGAAUUGCAGCAGAAGACUUAUGCACAAUAGAAGCUGCCCUGCUUCCUGUGCCCACCGCCCUGACACCUCACAAGUGGGCAAUGCCAUCUUGAGCCAAAACCCUGCGACUGUCUUGUUGCUCAAUAACCACUCGGAUGAUCUGAGCCAGGAACCAUCGCCGUGCAGGAGCUGAAAUCUAGUUUACACUGGAACAACUUUAACAUCUGUCUCAAAGUUCAAGCCUUCGGAGCUGACACCACACUUCUGGACCCAGAAGACUCCUCACCGGAGAUUGUGGGCACAGAACGGUCACUUUGGACAACCUGGAGGACCUUCAGAGGUGAAACGCAGAAAAAAAAACCCUGACCCCUCAAGAAGGUGUUUAAGAAGAAAGCGGUGGCGGGGACAAACCACGCCAGGUUGCAGCAAUGGAUACACUCAACAUGGCCAUUGUGAAGAAAGCCAACGAGAUGGAGCAGCUGGGAGAGAUCCUUAUUAUUACUGAACAGCUGAGGCUGCGGCUGCACGAAGACAAGUUAAUAAAAGACAGGAGACACCGCAUGUGCACCUAUCCGAAUAGUUUUGUGGCCAGGGAAGCGGUGGAUUGGCUUAUCGAUCGCAAAGAGGCUGCAGACCGAACCAUAGCAAAGGAACUGAUGCAAAAAAUGAUCGAUCAUAACAGCAUUCACCACGUCUGUGACAAUUAUAAGGAAUUCAGAGACGCCAAGCUCUUCUUCCGAUUUAGAAAAGACGAUGGGACGUUUCCCCUGGUCCAGGAAGUGAAAGUGAUCAUGCGGGGACAGCGCCUUUAUGAGAAGGUGAUGAAUUCGGAGAACAGCCUGCUACAAGCCAGAGAAGAAGAUGGGGCUACAUAUGAACGCUCCUUUGUUGCCUCAGAGUUCAUAGACUGGCUGAUCCAAGAACAAGAGGCCGACAACCGCGAAGAGGCCGAGCAGCUGGGCCGGCGCCUUAUGGAACAUGCUGUAAUACAACACGUUUUAGGCCAAUACCACUUUGUGGACAGCAAUCUUCUAUACCAGUUCCGGCUGAACUUCAGGAGGAGACGAAAGCUCAUGGAACUUCUUGUUAAAAGACCCCAUGCCGUGGUAGAAAGUCAGGACAGUCCAUUUUGCCUUCGUAAACAGAACCAAGACACUACAAGCUUCCUCUCUGUGAGCCCCAGCACUGGAGAAAGAACUAUAUCGGCCUACAGGAGAAGUAGUUUGUGCGGCGGUGACAGUAGCGGAUACUUCAGUACUAGUCCCGUCCUCAGUUUCAAUAAUCCCAUAGCACUCUCCAAUCCUAAAUCAGUGUUAAAAAGGCCGGUUACACUGGAUGAACUGUUAGCCCCAGGAGCACCAUACAGAAGGAAACUGCUAACCAUCGUCAGUGAUCCCGUGGGCUGGGGAUUCGUGGUACGAGGAGAUAAGCCAUGUCACGUCCAGGCAGUGGACCCCAGUGGAGCAGCUGCUGCUUCUGGUGUAAAGGUCUGCCAAUUUGUGGUCUCUAUAAACGGCCGCAACGUCCUGCACAGCGACUUCAGAGCCAUCAGGAAUCUCAUCCUUACCGGCCCUCGGACUAUAAUCAUGGAGGUCAUGGAAGAGAUUAACCCAUGAGGGAUGCAGCUGAUGACCGAUGUUGUGUGGUCGGGUGACAAUCAAUCAACCAAAGCUAAAACGAGAAACUGGAUGCUCCUCCCGCACCCGAGUUGUCUUCAUUUUCUUGUCGCCGUUUUCCUCUUAGAGCCUCAUAAAUACAUUUUUAAAAACCCGCAACAACCUAAGUGGUAAAACUUGAAAAUGAUUGGGGAAGUGGAUAAGUCUAAACCUUGUUAUUCCUUUUCUUUGUUCUUGCAAUGAAUAAGCUGAGCUUAAACUUUUGCGUACUGUAAUUGUUAUAUGUGUGGUUAUCUAUAUUGUGUUGACCUGUUAUAGUUGUUACAUAUGUAGACAUAAAAAGAGUGAGAGGGAGAGCCAUAGGGAAUCACAGUGAUGUUAUUCAAUGUACACGUCUUAAAUGGUGAAGUACGACAACUGUUUCUUUCUUCCAGAAACAGCGCCGCCUCGGUGGCUGCUUGCAGUAUUGCAGCAUAGCAUAUUUACUUCAUUUGCCCUGAGCUGCAAUACCGGACACAGCCUAUGGAUAUGAGUGGGACGCUCUUUCUGUAAGAACGCAACCCCGUUCUUCUAACCUCACACAGUGUUUUCACUAUAGACCACAGUUUCCCAACCAGCGUGACUCCAGCUGUUGCAAACCUACAACUCCCAGCAUGCCCGGACAGCCGUUGGCUGUCCGGGCAUGCUGGGAAUUGUAGUUUUGUAACAGCUGGUGGCACGCUGGUUUGGAAACACUGCUUUAUAGACUAUAAAAAUGAAAAAAUAAAUAUAUGAAAAAAUAUAAAAAUAUAUAAUAUAUAAUCACAAAAUACUUGAAUCACACUGUGCACAAAUGAUUGUACUGUAGUAAAUUUGCUGAUUGAUUUUACACCCCCUAUUAUGUUUUGUUGCCAUGAAUACAUUUUGCAUAUGAUUGUAUAGUGGUAUAUUUUGUAUCCCGAUUUUUUUGUUUUUGCAUAAUAUAUAAAAAUGUAGAAAAUUAAGAUAUUUUAAAGGGAAAUUAAAGGGUUUUUAUAUGUGUGUUAAUACUAAAUAUGAGUUAAUUAGGCCAAAAAAUCUGGUCUUCUUUCUCUACAUAUACAAUACAUAAAUACAUUAUCUAUCUAAUAUUU
This is a messenger RNA of Hyla sarda, 2927 nucleotides long. It is a transcript of the gene DEPTOR, whose product is annotated as DEP domain containing MTOR interacting protein. Lineage: Eukaryota; Metazoa; Chordata; Amphibia; Anura; Hylidae. The record is from RefSeq and is a predicted model, not a curated record. The transcript has 11 exons. Gene Ontology annotation, biological process: intracellular signal transduction. Gene Ontology annotation, molecular function: protein binding. The coding region runs from base 628 to 1815 and encodes 395 amino acids.